Messenger RNA from Daphnia pulicaria, 1165 nucleotides. Its product is annotated as GPALPP motifs-containing protein 1-like. The coding region runs from base 130 to 930 and encodes 266 amino acids. The record is from RefSeq and is a predicted model, not a curated record. Lineage: Eukaryota; Metazoa; Arthropoda; Branchiopoda; Diplostraca; Daphniidae. The transcript is spliced from 3 exons.
ACUAUAACAGCAUUUCCAGUAAGCUAAACAUUGGGUUUCGGUUUCACCUAUUUUCGAUUUUUUAAAAAUAAUUCUGUGUCGGUAACGCAUUCUCAAUUUCCCGCGUGGUUUUAAUUUUUCCCUCUCAAAAUGUCUCGAAUCGGACCAACAUUACCUCCUCAUCUUCAAACAGCGUAUGAAAAUGAUGAUUCAGAUUCUGAUGAAGGUGAUCUCUACGGACCAGCACUUCCCGCUCAUUUAAAAUCACAGAAAGUGUCCAGCAAGUUAGUGCAAUCAAAUAUCUCCAAUGACAGAGGAUGCUCUGUUAAUCAUGAAGUUGACUCUUCAUCAGAUGAUGAAGUUAUUGGACCACUGCCAGCUGAUUGUAUGGAUGCUGAACAUAGUUCAUCAGUUGACAUUGAACAGCGGGCUCUUAAGAUGAAGAGGAAGUUGCUUGGUGUGGAUGAUGAUGAAGCCAACAAGCAACCAAAAAGAGAAGAUUGGAUGAUUGAGCUUCCAGAACUGAAAAGGAAAAACUUUGGCCUGGGACCUCGUGUCUUUAAUCGUUCUGACAAACCUGAGGUUGUAGGGAGAGAUCAAUGGACUUCAACACCAACUUCCAAGCAGCCUAGUACAUCCAAAGAAAAAGAUGAGGAUUUUGAAGCUGAAAUGAGGAAACAAUACUUGGAACAAAAAAGGAAUAAGAAGCUUGAGAAAAUUGUGGCCAUGCAUGAUAAAUCCAAGAAGAGGUCAGAGAGUUUGUUGAAGACACAUCAAAAGGAAAUGAAAAGCAAGAAAGACAACUCGUCCGGUCCUAAAGAAAGAAAACCUUUUGAUCGUGAUGAAGAUUUAAAACUGAAUCAACUCGAUAAUGCAAAGCGGAAAUCCUUAAUUAAGAAGUCCCAAGAAUUAAAUUCAAAGUUCAAAAUUGGGAAUCAAAAGUACCUUUAAAUAAAGUGUAAUUUCAUAGCUUCAAACCAUGGUUCAAAAUAUGGUUCAGGUGAUAACGUUUUUCCAAAUUUUGACUAUAAGUUGAAAUUUGUUGAUAUCAUGGUGAGCUGCAGCUCUAAUUAUAAAUAUUUGUCUAUUGAACGACUUACAUAUUUGCUAUUGUGGCCACACAAAACUUUUUCUUUUCCAACCUCUUUUUUCCGUUAGAAGAAAUACAUACUAUUCCUACGACAAA